Molecule: messenger RNA, 2533 nt
Organism: Setaria italica (foxtail millet)
Lineage: Eukaryota; Viridiplantae; Streptophyta; Magnoliopsida; Poales; Poaceae
Product: L-type lectin-domain containing receptor kinase IX.1
Exons: 2
Coding region: 159-2357 (732 amino acids)
Biological process (GO): protein phosphorylation
Cellular component (GO): plasma membrane
Molecular function (GO): ATP binding; carbohydrate binding; protein kinase activity
Source: RefSeq, a predicted model, not a curated record
CGACUGGACUUGUUCUGGUAGGUGUACUUUUCUUUGAUCGAGGCAGGCUGCCUACUCCUCCCUACUCGAACGCGAUUGGCUGUUCCGGAUCAAGCCGAUCGGCGAUCGAUCAUCAGCUGCUACGCAGUCAGUGCACCUUCUCGAUCUGGCUGGCGGCGAUGGCCGGCUUCUCGGUGAUCACAUCGUCCGUCGGCCUCAUCUUCUUCCUCUGCGUCUGCUUCCUCCCCGCGGCUCCCGUGGCCGGCUUGUUCUUCAACUACUCCACAUUCAGCUCAGAUGACACCAAGGACUUCAAGGUCGAAGGCGAAGCCUACAUCAACCGCGGGUGGAUCGACGUGUCGGCGUUCAACAAGGGCAUCGACAACAGCAGGGGCCGUGUGUCGUACGCCCAGCCGAUGCCCCUCUGGGACAGGGAGACCGGCGAGGUGGCCAGCUUCACCACGCGCUUCGCCUUCGUCAUCGACCCGCCGCCGCCGCUCGGCAUCAACAACAAGGGCACCGGCAUGGCCUUCUUCCUCGCCGCCUACCCGUCCAGCCUGCCGCCCGGCUCCGAGCCCUACGACAUGAGCCUCACCAACCAGAAGCCGGACGCGGUGGCCACCGGCGACGCCCGGUUCGUGGCGGUGGAGUUCGACACCUUCAACGACACCGCGGCGCUGGACCCCGACAGAACCUACGAUCACGUCGGCAUCGACGUCAACUCCAUCAGGUCAGUGGCCACGAGGAGCCUGCCGAACUUCAGCCUCGUCGGGAACAUGACCGCCGAGAUCAGGUACGACAACAUCUCGAGCAUCCUGGAGAUGACGCUACGGCUGGGCGAUAGAAGAAACGAAUCUUACCACCUUAGCCAUAAGGUUGACCUCAAGAGCGCGUUGCCGGAGAACAUCUCCGUCGGCUUCUCUGCCUCGACGUCCACAUCCAUCGAGCUGCAUCAGCUGCAUUCUUGGUACUUCAGCUCGUCGUUGGAACCCAAGGCCGCACUUAUCCCAGCUCCGCCGCCGCCACUACCACCUCCGCCGACGCCGAACACGCCAGCUGGUUCCGGACGCGGUGGACUUAUAGCAGGAGCCACCGUCGGCGCAGCGCUGUUCCUCGUUCUCCUCUUAUCUACGGCAGCUCUCCUCGCACGGCGGCGGCGGAGCAAGAGGAGGGAGCUGGCAGAAGAAUUGGGGGAGGUAGGCGGCUCGGACGACGAAGACGACGGGGCCGAGCCGAUCAUGGAGAUCGAAAUGGGGACGGGGCCAAGGCGAUUCCCGUACCGCGACCUCGUUGCUGCGACGAAGAGCUUCGCGCCGGAGGAGAAGCUCGGGCAAGGCGGCUUCGGCUCAGUGUACCGGGGACACCUGAGAGAGCACGGCCUCGGCGCCGUGGCCAUAAAGAGGUUCGCCAAAGGAUCUUCCAUGCAAGGGAGGAAGGAGUACAAGUCGGAGAUCAAGGUGAUAAGCCGGCUCCGCCACCGGAACCUCGUCCAGCUCGUCGGCUGGUGCCACGGCCGCGACGAGCUCCUGCUCGUCUACGAGCUCGUGCCUAACCGCAGCCUCGACAUCCAUCUUCACGGCGACGGCGACGGCACCUUCUUGACAUGGCCAAUGAGGCUCAAUAUUAUUCUUGGGCUUGGGUCCGCACUGCUCUACCUCCACGAGGAGUGGGAGCAAUGCGUCGUGCACCGCGACGUCAAGCCGAGCAACGUCAUGCUGGACGUGUCCUUCAACGCCAAGCUCGGCGACUUCGGGCUCGCGAGGUUCAUCGACCACGCCGUCGGGGUGCAGACGAUGACCGCCGUCUCCGGCACGCCGGGAUACGUCGACCCCGAGAGCUUGAUUACCGGCAAGGCAAGCGCUGAGUCCGACGUCUACAGCUUCGGCGUCGUCGUGCUGGAGAUCACAUGCGGGAGGAGGCCCAUGAGCUUGCAGGGCGGCAGCCAGAAGAACGCCGUCUUCCGGCUGGUCGAGUGGGUCUGGGACCUGUACGGCCAGGGAUUCGCUCUCGCGGUGGCCGACGAGCGGCUCAAAGGCGAGUACGACGCGGCGGAGGUGGAGCGCGCCGUGUCCGUGGGGCUCUGGUGCGCGCACCCGGACCCGCGCGCACGGCCGUCCAUCAGAGCGGCCAUGGCCGCUCUCCAGUCCACCGGCCCGGUGCCGGCUCUGCCGGCUAAGAUGCCCGUGCCGACUUACGCGGCGCCGGUGAUCCCGCCUGAGGGCCUCUUCUCGUACAGCGCUGCUUCCUCGUCAGGGGUGAUGUCGUCCAGUUUGACUCAGUCGUCGUCGACAACGGCAACGACUCACACCUCCUCCUCGGACACGUCCACUUCAACCGGUUUGAAGGAUUCGUCUUCGCUGCUCAAACAUCAGUAUUGAACUAUUGAUAGAUCCUUCAUUCUAUUUAUUCUUAACUACUAGCAGGGUGCCCCGCGUAAUUGUCCUUCCAGCUAGUAUUAAGAAAUCCUGACUCACAAUUUUCUACUGUACUUUGCUGUUGAUGUUCCUUUUGUCAAUAUUGUUCCUGCUCCUAUAUCACACCCGAGCAUUUUUCA